AUGGAUGAUAUUCCCUUACAAAAAUGUAUAAUUGCCGUGUCUGCACGGCACUUUACCAAUACAGGGCAAUAUUUCGACCAGACUUAUACCAAUAUGGCCCCUCGAUUCCUUGUUGCUAAUUUAGAUGCCCUCCAUUUCAAACGACAAACCAUCCAAGCAGUAACACGGUCAUUGAAUGGCCAUGAGAUCUCUCGAAAGAACACUUUACUGGCAUCAAUCUUUCUUCUUAUCUUCCUCGAUCUCCUAGAGUCUGGCAUGGAUGGCUGGAAUCAUCAUAUUUGUGGUGCGAGGGGCCUUGUCAACCUUGGCAGCUCUCUACUGGAUCCCGGCCUCGACCAAGAAACAAAAUGCCAGGUUAAGAGUAGCCAUGGUGAUAUGGCGACCGAUACGAGGAAAUUCAUUUCCCGACAAUUGAAUUUGUAUUGCCCCUCUCUGACUAAUUAUACGGCGCAAAUUAUCAUUGUACUGACUAACUCCAGGAUUUCAACACUCGGAGAUGCAUUGUCAGGCUCCAAGUCAAAAUCAGAAGCAUUUCCCAACUGUGAUAGCGAAAUGAAACACGAGUCAAUCGUUCGAAGCUUCCUCGGCUGCCCGGAUCUUUUGUUAAGAGCGAUUCGAUACUUCUCUAGCCAGAGAGAUUUCCUCGGAAACUUAGACAGUCAAAAGACUGACGCUAUUAAUGACCAUAUACGGGACACUAUGAUCAUGCUUGACAUGACAAGAAACUUUGAUUGUCAGCGGUGGGCAUCAAGGGUCAUUUCCCUAACUGUUUCCAGCGACAUUGAGAAGCUUUCCUUGCUGGCAAAAGGAUACAAGAUCGCUGCCUUCAUUUAUGGAACCAGGAUAUUCCGUGCUUUCGCAUCCCCGGCCAAUACACCUAUCAGUACUCAAGGAACAGAAAAUGAAACGCUAGUUUCGGAAUUAAUCGCGACAAUCGAGCUUCUCGCCGCGGACGAGAUGUUUUUCAAAUGCCUCAUAUGGCCCACAUUUAUUGCAGGCCUGGAAUGCAAAACAGGAAAUACCAGAGAGUCUAUAACGGCGCUUUUACGAGGCCUUUGGGAUUUUACCUCUUGUUUGAAUGUCAUCAACGCCUCCAGGAUCCUACAGGAAUACUGGCAAAAGCAGGACUCGAGUGAUAAUUCGGGAAAGGCACAUCAAGAAAUUGAAGUCAUGGGCCAGGGAUGGCUACUGAUCUGA
This is a messenger RNA of Penicillium cosmopolitanum, 1197 nucleotides long. RefSeq lists its product as uncharacterized. The transcript has a single exon. The record is from RefSeq and is a predicted model, not a curated record. Gene Ontology annotation, biological process: positive regulation of transcription by RNA polymerase II. Lineage: Eukaryota; Fungi; Ascomycota; Eurotiomycetes; Eurotiales; Aspergillaceae. Gene Ontology annotation, cellular component: nucleus. Gene Ontology annotation, molecular function: DNA-binding transcription factor activity; transcription cis-regulatory region binding. The coding region runs from base 1 to 1197 and encodes 398 amino acids.